This is a messenger RNA of Naegleria fowleri, 2253 nucleotides long. RefSeq lists its product as uncharacterized. The record is from RefSeq and is a predicted model, not a curated record. Lineage: Eukaryota; Heterolobosea; Eutetramitea; Acrasida; Naegleriidae. Gene Ontology annotation, biological process: ribosomal large subunit biogenesis. Bases 1 to 2253 code for a protein of 750 amino acids. The transcript is spliced from 3 exons. Gene Ontology annotation, cellular component: nucleolus; nucleoplasm; Noc1p-Noc2p complex.
AUGGGUCGAAACAAACAAACCAAAUCCGAUAAAAAGUAUAAGAAGAACAAAAAGUUGGUGAAGGCCAAGAUCAAGACUCAACGAAUUGCACACGAAAAGAAAGUGAGGGAGGUGAUUAAGAAUGAAAAAUUGAAGAAGGAGGAUCUUUCCGAUUCCGAGAAGGAGGAAGAACAAUUGGAACAACAUUAUUUGAAGGCCGUGAAUAAGAAGAAGCCUUCUUCAUCAUCAUCAUCGGAUAACAAACAAGCCUCAAAUAGUAAUAGUGGAACCAUCACAAAAGAAGAAAUUGCAGCCUUUUUUGAAAAGUUAAAGGCUGAAGGAGGUAAAACUACCAAAGACGAGGAAGAAGAAAUCCAACAAUUAAUUUCUGGAGUGGACGAAGACGAUGAUGAGGAAGUCUUUGAUGGUGGAGAGCGAGAAGACAAUGAUGAAGAAAAUAUUCCAGCAGACCAAGAGGAAGACGAACAAGAUGAAGCCUAUUUCCAAAGAAUUACUGAAGAAAUUGAAGAAGAGGAUCAAAAACAAGCAAAAGAGUUUGGUUCUCGAAUCAAAGUUACAAAAGCUCUCAUUGCACGAUGGGUGAAGAAGAUUAAAUCUAGCAAUGCAGUUCAACCAUUGUACCAUUUGGUGUUAUGUUUCCGAUCGGGAUUGAAGAAGGAAUCAUCUUCAGAUGAAAAGAAAAAGAAGAAGGAUGAACCUGAAAUUCCAUAUGUGAUUCCUGAUGCAGCCACAUUUGCAAGAGUGACAAUGGCUUGUGUCAAAUGUUUGGGAGAUUUGGCCACAAUAUUGACCAAAUAUGAACAUGGAUCAAAUAAGAUGCCUGCAAAAUACUCUGGUUGGAAACAAGUGAAAUUGGCUCUCUCGACAUUUAUUAAUGCAUUUUACACAUUAAUGGAAAGCAGCGUGGAUGAAAAGCUUUUGAUUUAUAUUUUGCAUUAUUUUACACGACUUGUUCCAUUUUAUGGCUUAUUUGAGGCACACCCAAAGAAAAUUUUGCGAAUUAUGCUCAAUUUAUUAGGUCACACGAAUGAGGACGUGAGAGUGAGAGCCUUCUUAAUUAUCAAUUCGAUGGCUGUCAUUUAUCCAUAUCCAUUCCUCGAAUUGUGUAUUAAGGGAGUUUAUUAUACACUCUUGAGAAAUUCCAAAGGUUACAAUCCAUCGACAUUCCAACAAAUUGACUUUUUAAAGAAUUGUCUCGUAGAGUUGGCCUCUAUCAAUUUUAAUAGUAUCUUCCAACAUGCUUUCAUUUAUAUUCGAGAACUUUCCAUCACAGUGAGAAGAGCCAUGGAUACAACGGUACAAAAUGGUUAUGCAUUGUGCUAUAAUUGGAAGUUCUUCCAUUGUUUGGAUGCAUGGGCAAAGGUGGUUUGUGCCUACUUCAAACAAGAAAAGAUUGGUGAAUUGCUGUAUCCAAUCACUCAAAUCGCAAUGGCAGCUCUUAGUCUCAGCAACUCGGCCAAGCAUUAUCCAUUCAAGGUCAAACUAUUGACCAUGUUGAACAGCUUGUCUCGAGAGUGUGAUAGAACCUUUAUUCCAAUUUCUCAAUUUAUUUUUGAAAUUCUUCAAUUGAAGCAAGCGACAGAGACACCUAAACAGAAUCAAAAACCUCAACCAUUAUAUUUUGAAUUUAAACUGAAAGCCAUGCCUGAAGAACUCAAAUCUAGGGAAUUCCAUCAAAGAAUCAUUGACGAUUGUUGCUUUUUACUUUUAGACCAUUUGGCUACACAUAGCAAAUCUGUUGCCUUUCCAGAACUUUCAUAUCCAAUAACCAGUUUUUUGAAAAAGUAUGUCAAGAAUCACAGCGAGACUUUGCACUUUGGUAUUGCCAAACAAAUUACCAAUCUUGUGAAGCAUGUCAAUGACAAUAUAAUUUUUGUGAAUGAAGCCAAAUCGAAAAUAUCAUUCACACCUCUCGACUUUGACAAGGCCAAUCAAUUCUUACACGGCACAGAAACACCUCUCGAGAAAUACUAUGCCACCGAAAAGAAGAGACAAGACAGAGAAUUAUUGGAGAGAGUUGCAUCCAAAUUGGACGAGAAGGUCACCUUCGAAGAGGAGGAUGAAGAAGAGUCAGCUCUCAAAGAAAUUGAGGAAACCAAAUUGAAGAGAAAGAGGUCCACUGCACUUGAGGAAGAAGAAAACUCUGCAGCACAAUCUGAGGAAAAAGAAACUAAAAAGAAGAAAAAGUCCACAACCUCCAAGACCACAUCGAAACAGGACACUCUUAAAGAAUUGGAUUUGGACAAUUUUUAA